GCCCACACUGCCAGUCCACAUCCUGGUGCGGCCAGGCUCAUUGCACAUGGUAUUCUCAUUCUUGCUCGGCCCUUGAUGCUCUAGAACUGCUUCGUUCUCCUCUUUCUUCUCUCUUGUGCAAACGUUCUUACCUCCUGACACAUCUUCGCGACCUCGACAAUCCGCUUCUACCUCGUCUGAACCACCGGCUCUUCGAUCCUGGGCAGUGAGGUCAACAUCUUGGUCUGCCCCUCUAAGAUCGCCGUCUGCAGCAUCGUCAGCUUCCCACAGUCGCCCCCCUGAACUCACAAAGACCAAACCCUGCUCUGUCUGUUCAAUUGACAAAGGACCUACCUCCUGUCGGCUGUCACAGCACGCCAUUUCCCUCCUGAACGCUUCGGUGCCGUUUCCAGGAAGUGGUCUUGUGCUCUGACAGAAACCGUCCCCCCGUCGGUGUUCUUGCGAGGGAGAAAGAGUUCGAACAACGCUGGGCCUGUGAUGGAGUGUGGAACGCAGAGGGAUCUUCUCAGUCACGCCGAUUGAGAGAUCUAUCUUGCGUUCCAUCGGGUUCUGCAGCCCACUGUGCGUAUUUGCGAGCAGGAGUCGGACAUUGGUGAAAAUUAUAUUGUGCUCCCCGGCGCCCCGCGACCGACAGGAAAAGUCACACGCACGUCGACUUUUCUGCCCGUCCUGUGGUCAGUAAACGACCACUAUCGCCGGGGCGAUGAAUCAUGCCAGCAAAACCACAGACGACACCUCGCCUCUUGUCCACGAUCCAACUUCAAAACUUCCGUCCAAAUCUUCGCAACCCCCCAUAGCUAUGGCUUCCCAACCGAAGUUGGACACCGGCUGGAGCUCGACCGAUACUCGAAUCUACUACACCAAGAAGUACAGACAGGUUCUCUCGUCCGCUCCCGCGUGCGCCUUUGCCGUGGUCGCAGGGGUGAGUGGCCUGAAAUCGCCCUCAUGGGACCGACCGUUUGACAAGUUUCCAGGCUCCUCUUGAAAAUGUCAAAGUUCGAAUGCAAUCGCGUCAUUUCGCCCAUGCCUUGGAAGCUACCAAAUACACUUACCGCACUGAAGGCAUUCGUGGGUUCUGGGCUGGCACAUUCAACCCGCUAGUCUCCAUCACCUUCUCCCGAGCCCUCGGUUUCUCCAUCUAUCGGAAAGCAAAGUACACCUUUGACGGCUGGAUCGAGGCGGCCACCGGUCGAUCUCCUCUUCAACAUGUCAACAAACCAGGCACUUAUCCGGACAUCUACACCAUGACAUGCUUUACUGGAGCGGGAAUGGUCUCGGGUGCCGUCACCGCCGUCGCUUUGACUCCGGUCGAACUCAUCAAGAAUGCCACGCAAACAUCAGUCCUCAUGGCGUCUCAAGUUGACCACACCUCGGCGACACCAACGCCUGCGGGCGCCAAGAACGUCGGCCGGGUCAGCUCCUGGACGUCCAUGAAACGAAUCAUCGCCCGACAGGGUCCUCUGGGCCUCUGGACCGGAUUCCGAUUGCAUUUGAUUCGAGAUGUCAUUGGCAGCGGCAUCUAUUUCGGGGUCUAUGAGACGACGAAGCAAUCACUCAACUCAUACUAUGGGGCUGAGAAGGCUAACUCUGCGGGGGCAAUUGCGAUGGCGGGAGCUAUCUGUGGCGUUGGUGCAUGGGUUGUGACCUAUCCGCUUGACACGAUGAAGACCCGCGCACAGAAUAACCUCGUGGGCUCUUCCCUUCCCUCUUCCACCUCCAAUCAGAGUCUCGGCGCGGCCAUUGAAUCAACCGCCAAAUCGGCUCUCCACCGGGUCCCCAGCAAAUGGAAGGGGGUGGAGAUGAUCAUCUUGCGUUCGUCGCUUCAGAACAUGAUCCAAAUGUCGUUUUUCGAGCAGGCGAAGGUGUGGAUUGACAAGCUGGAGUUCUCCGAUGGCAGCAGAACGCUGCCGGAGGUCGAGAGACAUUUUGGGAGAGAUAGCAAGAUUGUCCACAAGAAUGAUAAGUUGUGAUGGGUGGACGCUUGGACAGCAAAUUGACAGGAUAGUGAACGCUUCUGCGGCCUGUUUUUGGGCCAGCAAAUGAAAGAAAAUGCACACCUGA
This is a messenger RNA of Cladophialophora immunda, 2061 nucleotides long. RefSeq lists its product as hypothetical. The transcript is spliced from 5 exons. The coding region runs from base 1002 to 1970 and encodes 322 amino acids. The record is from RefSeq and is a predicted model, not a curated record. Gene Ontology annotation, biological process: transmembrane transport. Lineage: Eukaryota; Fungi; Ascomycota; Eurotiomycetes; Chaetothyriales; Herpotrichiellaceae. Gene Ontology annotation, molecular function: transmembrane transporter activity.